UGUCUGUCUUAUUGCUGUUAGCUUGACGCGUCUCAGGUUGACUUUUUCAGGCUAGCAGGAGGCUAACAGUUUGGCUGUAAACACGGGGAAGGGCUGCAAAUACUAGAGCAGAAACAUAAGUGGAAAUUCCCACUGAACACUGAACUCAACUUCCACUGUUGACUGGGAUCCACAGGAAAAUCCCUGGAGGAGGAGCAACCGAUUCACCCCAGACUUCAUCAUCAUCGUCAUCAUCAUCCUCAUUGUUUGUGGGCUUCAUCAUGGCCGGAGCGCUGAGGAUGACUGAAGCUCAGUACAUCAACGUCUACGACGCUGACCAGCUGCAGCUGAACCUGAUGCCGUAUGACUACAUUCCCCCAGGGGACAUAAAGAUGGAGACCUACAUACCUGAGACAGCUCACGGUCCUUACAUUCAGAUCAUCGAGGAGCCCAAACAGAGGGGCUUUCGUUUCCGUUAUGAGUGUGAGGGUCCAUCCCACGGUGGGCUCCCGGGGGCCUGCAGUGAGAAGAACAGGAGAACCUACCCAACUGUGAAGAUCAAUAACUACGUGGGUCAUGCCCGGGUCGAGGUCCAGCUGGUGACUCACAGUGAUCCUCCUCGCGUGCACGCUCACAGUCUGGUGGGACGUCACUGCACUGAGAAUGGCACGUGCACGCUUGAUGUCGGCCCCAACGACCUCGUGGCCUCUUUCAGUAAUCUGGGGAUCCUCCAUGUGACCAAGAAGGGUGUGGUCGAGGUUCUGACCCGGAGGCUGCGAGAGGAGCGGCGGCGGCAGAAAGGGCCACUCUGUCACCUGACAGAGGUGGAGGAAAACGCCAUUGUGAAGGAAGCCAAGGAGCUGGGGAAGGUGAUGGACCUGAACAUUGUGAGGUUAAAGUUCACCGCCUUCCUGCAGGACAGUAACGGAGGCUUCACCAGAGCACUGAAACCUGUCGUCUCCAACCCCAUCUAUGACAGCAAGUCGCCAAAUGCAUCAAACCUGAAAAUUUCUCGCUUGGAUAAGACGUGUGGCUCGGUGCUGGGAGGAGAUGAGGUCUUCCUGCUCUGUGACAAAGUGCAAAAAGAUGACAUUGAGAUCCGUUUUUACGAGGAAGAUGAUGAGGGAGGCUGGGAAGCCUACGGAGACUUUUCACCCACCGACGUCCACAAACAGUACGCCAUCGUGUUCAAGACGCCGCCGUACCACAGCACGGAGAUUGAGCGGCCUGUCACCGUCUUCCUGCAGCUGAAGAGGAAGAAGGCCGGAGACAGCAGCGACCCCAAACAGUUCACCUACAUCCCACAGGUCCAAGACAAAGAGGAGGUGCUAAGGAAGAAGCAGAAGCCACUCCCACACUACGAGCACUGGAGAGGAGGAGGGAGAGGGGGCGGAGCAGGGGGCUUUGGAGGAGGAGCUGGAGGAGGAGGAGGAGGAGGAGGAGGAUUCCACUUCAACCAGCAGAUGAACGGAGGAGGAACCGGAGACGGGUUCUUCGCCAGCUUCCCUGGGUUUGGAGGAGUGGGAGGGGCUCAGCUCUCAGGCUCCUCCCCUCAGCCACAGACUGGUUCAGCGCUCAGACAGCAGCUGUUUCACAUCGCCGCUGCCCUCAACAGCAGAGCCACUCAGAGCGCCAAACAGACCGCCGCUGCCCUGCUGCAGUACUGCAGCACCGGAGACGUCCGCGUCCUCCUGGUGGUCCAGAGACACCUCUGUGGCAUCCAGGAUGCAAACGGAGACACUCCUUUGCACUUGGCUGUCAUUAACCAGCAGGUUGGUGUGAUCCAGCAGCUGAUCCACAUUCUGCUCAGCAGCCAGCAGCAGAACAUCAUCAACACAGCCAAUCACCUGCAGCAGACUCCUCUCCACCUGGCCGUGAUCACUCACCAGGUGAAGGUGGUGGAGGUGUUGCUGCGCGCGGGGGCGGAUCCCAGCCUUCUGGACCAAGAUGGCCGCAGCCCGCUCCACUUGGCGGCGCUGGCCAGUGAUGACGCCACGCUCCGCUGCUUGCUGGCUCAUUUGGGAGAGCGCCACGCCCACCUGGUGAAUAUGGCGGACUAUCACGGUCUUUAUCCUCUGCACCUUGCGGUGAGGAGAGGCAGCGAGCGCUGCCUCCGCCUGCUGGUGGAGGGCGGAGCCAAAAUCAACGCACCAGAGCACAAGAGUGGAAGCUCCGCCCUGCACAUGGCCGUCAGGGAAAACCUGUUCAAGGUGGCAUGCUUCCUCCUCACAGAGCUGAAGGCCGACGUCAACACCUGCACAUUUGGAGGAAAUACGCCACUACACCUGGCAGCCAGUCUGGGCUCGCCGACGCUCUGCUCCAUGCUGAUUGCUGCAGGCGCGGACAAAAACAUGGAGAACGACGAGCCACUUCUGUUCAGCUCCUCCUCAGACGAGGAACAGGAAGACGAUCGACCAAUCAGAACAGAGCAAGAGGGCGCCUCAGCGCCACUCAACCCUCGCAAGAGACGUGCGGCCGGACACACCCCCCUGGACCUGACCAAAUGUCAGAAGGUGAGGAACCUGUUGACCUCCAGCCAGAGUCCAAAGUCCAGUCGUCAAAGCAACAAGAAGACCAAACCCAGCAGGACAGAAGGUUGGUCUGACGCUGCAGAAGCGGCGCUUCCAGUGUUGGACGAGGACACGCUGAGCCGCCUGGUGGACAUGCUGAGUGUCGGAGACGUUCCCUGGAAGACGUUGGCAGAGAAGCUGGGCAUGAUGACGCUGACUCACCUGUACCAUGACAGCGCUGCGCCCUGCCACCAGCUACUGCACCACUACCAGCUGGGCGGAGGUCCACUUGAAGGUCUGGUGGAGGCGCUUCAGUCUCUGGGUCUGACAGAAGGAGUCCGACUGCUGCGACACCGCGAGCUACAAGACGACAAACACAACACAGAUGCCACGGUGGACAGCGGCUUCAGCAGCCAGCCAAUGGAAGAAGAGGAGCCGCCGGUGGCCAAUCAGUGACCGGCAGGAUUUGACUUCAGGAACGCGUCCUGGAACCAGAACUGUGAUCAGAGACUUUGGUUUUCUGUCAGACUACCAUAUGUCACAUUUUUCAAAUGAAACUGAAAACAACUUAGACAAAAAAAAAAAACGUCACCCUUAAAACAUUUGAGAUUAAUUUAUAUUU
Messenger RNA from Thalassophryne amazonica, 3111 nucleotides. It is a transcript of the gene nfkb2, whose product is annotated as nuclear factor of kappa light polypeptide gene enhancer in B-cells 2 (p49/p100). The coding region runs from base 261 to 2945 and encodes 894 amino acids. Gene Ontology annotation, molecular function: RNA polymerase II cis-regulatory region sequence-specific DNA binding; protein binding; DNA-binding transcription factor activity, RNA polymerase II-specific. NCBI's taxonomy places the organism in Eukaryota, Metazoa, Chordata, Actinopteri, Batrachoidiformes, Batrachoididae. The transcript has 24 exons. The record is from RefSeq and is a predicted model, not a curated record. Gene Ontology annotation, cellular component: cytoplasm. Gene Ontology annotation, biological process: non-canonical NF-kappaB signal transduction; canonical NF-kappaB signal transduction; inflammatory response.